Molecule: messenger RNA, 10486 nt
Organism: Castor canadensis (American beaver)
Lineage: Eukaryota; Metazoa; Chordata; Mammalia; Rodentia; Castoridae
Gene: Sptb
Product: spectrin beta, erythrocytic
Cellular component (GO): spectrin
Molecular function (GO): phospholipid binding; structural constituent of cytoskeleton; actin binding
Source: RefSeq, a predicted model, not a curated record
ACUGCCCUGGCGCCCUCCUCGCCCACCCUAUGGCCUAAGCGUGUCUUUUAGUAUAUUUUAAAAAGCGGAUUAUUGGCAGUGGGGACGUAGGGCGGCAAAGACUCAUUUUCGCCGGGCGCACAAAUUAGGCCUGAGCUGCGGAGUCAAACCCAUUCCAGCCGUAGAGGGCUCAGGGUGGCGCGGAUUAGGGGAACUAAACGACGAUGAAGGCGCCCGGGGUUCGGGCGGCCAGCGGGGAGGCAGAGGCCGGCCUCAGGAGCCCGCGGAGGCCGGGCAGGUGCCCCUGGGCUCGGAGGCUGAUUGGCAGGUGCAGGAGUGGGUGGGGAAGGCGGGGGCUGGGCCUGGCGCUGCGGGAGGCUGCGGCCCCGCCUCCCCGCCCCCGCCCCCGCCGCGGGACUAUCUGGUCCCGGCAGCAGCGAUGUCCCCCGGUAGGAAUGUCCCUCCUCAGAUAAUGUUAUUUAUAUCUCUGGGCGGGUCCGCGGCUCGGCAGCACCAGGCGCCCGGCGGCCGCUGUGCCAGGAGCCCUGCGCUGCCCUCCUCCCCCUGCGCCGCCGCCGCCCCGGGGCUCAGGGUGGCCGCCGCUUCAGUCCCAGCGCAGGGACUCUUCCAUGAAGACUGAGGCAGGCGAGCUGCUGAGAAGAGCCUGCUGACAUGACAUCGGCCACGGAGUUUGAAAACGUGGGCAACCAGCCACCAUACAGUCGGAUCAAUGCCCGCUGGGAUGCCCCAGAUGACGAGCUGGAUAAUGACAACAGCUCAGCCAGGCUCUUUGAGAGGUCCCGGAUCAAGGCCUUGGCAGAUGAACGGGAAGUCGUUCAGAAGAAGACCUUCACGAAAUGGGUGAACUCCCACCUGGCCCGCGUGUCCUGCCGCAUCAGUGACCUCUACAAGGACCUGAGAGAUGGGCGGAUGCUUAUCAAGCUGCUGGAGGUGCUGUCUGGAGAAAUGCUGCCAAGGCCCACCAAGGGGAAGAUGCGCAUCCACUGCCUGGAGAAUGUGGACAAGGCCUUACAGUUCCUCAAGGAGCAGCGUGUGCACCUGGAGAACAUGGGCUCCCAUGACAUCGUGGAUGGCAACCACCGCCUGGUCCUGGGCCUCAUCUGGACCAUCAUUCUCCGCUUCCAGAUUCAGGACAUCGUUGUCCAAACUCAGGAAGGUCGUGAGACACGCUCAGCCAAGGAUGCACUGCUGUUGUGGUGCCAGAUGAAAACAGCAGGUUACCCCCACGUCAAUGUUACCAACUUCACCUCCAGCUGGAAGGAUGGCCUGGCCUUUAAUGCCCUGAUACACAAACACCGGCCUGACCUGAUUGACUUUGACAAUCUGAAGGACUCCAAUGCCAGGCAUAAUCUUGAGCAUGCAUUCAAUGUGGCCGAGCGCCAGCUGGGCAUCAUCCCACUCCUUGAUCCAGAAGAUGUCUUCACAGAAAACCCUGAUGAGAAAUCCAUCAUCACGUACGUGGUAGCAUUUUACCACUACUUCUCCAAGAUGAAGGUGCUGGCAGUGGAGGGCAAGCGUGUCGGCAAGGUCAUUGACCACGCCAUGGAGACUGAGAAGAUGAUUGAAAAGUACAGCGGGCUAGCCUCGGACCUGCUCACCUGGAUUGAGCAGACCAUUAGCGUCCUGAACAGCCGCAAGUUUGCCAACUCAUUGACUGGCGUCCAGCAGCAGCUGCAGGCCUUCAGCACCUACCGCACUGUGGAGAAGCCACCCAAGUUUCAGGAGAAGGGGAAUCUGGAAGUUCUACUUUUUACCAUCCAGUCCCGGAUGAGAGCCAACAAUCAGAAAGUGUAUACACCCCAUGAUGGGAAACUAGUGUCUGACAUCAACCGGGCCUGGGAGAGCCUAGAGGAAGCCGAGUAUCAAAGGGAGCUGGCCCUGAGGAGUGAGCUUAUCCGGCAGGAGAAGCUGGAACAGCUGGCACGGCGCUUUGACCGAAAGGCCGCCAUGAGAGAGACAUGGCUCAACGAAAACCAGCGUCUUGUGACCCAGGAUAACUUCGGGUAUGACCUGGCAGCCGUGGAAGCCGCCAAGAAGAAACACGAGGCCAUCGAGACAGACACAGCUGCCUAUGAGGAGCGGGUGAAGGCCCUUGAGGACCUGGCCCAGGAGCUGGAGAAGGAGAAUUACCAUGAUCAGAAGCGCAUCAUGGCCCGGAAGGACAAUAUACUACGCCUUUGGAGCUACCUGCACGAGCUGUUGCGGUCCCGGCGACAGAGGCUCGAGGCUACCCUGGCCCUGCAGAAACUCUUCCAGGACAUGCUGCACAGCAUUGACUGGAUGGAUGAGAUCAAGGCUCACCUCUUGUCUGCUGAGUUUGGGAAGCACUUGUUGGAGGUUGAGGACUUGCUGCAGAAGCACAAGUUGAUGGAGGCCGACAUUGCCAUCCAAGGGGACAAAGUGAAGGCCAUCACUGCAGCUACCCUGCAAUUCACUGAGGGGAAAGGGUACCAACCUUGUGACCCCCAAGUCAUCCAGGACCGUGUCAGCCACUUGGAGCAGUGCUUUGGAGAGCUAAGCGACAUGGCAACUGGACGGAAGGUCCAGCUGGAACAGUCCAAGCGGCUCUGGAAGUUCUUCUGGGAGAUGGAUGAGGCUGAGAGCUGGAUCAAGGAGAAAGAGCAGAUCUACUCCUCCCUGGAUUACGGCAAGGACCUGACCAGCGUGCUCAUCUUGCAGCGCAAGCACAAAGCCUUUGAAGAUGAGCUCCGUGGGCUAGAUGCCCACUUAGAGCAGAUCUUCCAGGAGGCUGAGGGCAUGGUCGCACGCAAGCAGUUUGGGCACCCACAGAUUGAGGCUCGUGUCAAGGAGGUGUCAGCCCAAUGGGACCAGCUGAAGGAGCUGGCUGCCUUUCGCAAGAAGAACCUCCAAGAUGCAGAGAACUUCUUCCAGUUCCAGGGUGAUGCAGAUGACCUGAAGGCCUGGCUACAAGAUGCCCACCGGCUGCUCUUGGGUGAAGAUGUGGGGCAGGAUGAAGGGGCCACACGGGCCCUGGAGAAGAAGCAUAAGGACUUCCUGGAGGAGCUAGAAGAGAGUCAUGGGGUGAUGGAGCACUUGGAACAGCAGGCCCAAGGCUUCCCCCAAGAGUUCCGGGAUUCUCCAGAUGUGACCAGUCGUCUGCAGACUCUUCGGGAGCUCUACCAGCGGGUGGUUUCACAGGCAGACUUGCGUAGACAGAGACUGCAGGAUGCCCUGGACCUAUACACAGUGUUUGGGGAAUCAGAUGCCUGUGAGUUGUGGAUGAGUGAGAAGGAGAAGUGGCUGGACCAGAUGGAAAUCCCAGAUACCUUGGAGGACCUGGAGGUUGUGCAGCACAGGUUUGACAUCCUGAACCAGGAAAUGAAGACUUUGAUGACUCAGAUUGAUGAUGUGAACCUUGCUGCCAACAACCUGGUAGAGAGUGGCCACCCACGAAGUGGGGAAGUAAAGCAGUACCAAGACCGUCUGAACAAGAGGUGGCAGGCAUUCCAGACCUUGGUGUCCGAGCGGAGGAAGGCCGUGAACUCAGCCCUCCAAGUGCACAACUACUGUGUCGACUGUGAGGAGACCAGCAAGUGGAUCGUGGACAAGAUGUGGGUUGUGCAGUCUAUAAAGGAUCUUGGGCAGGACCUAGCAGGUGUCAUUGCCAUUCAGAGGAAGUUGUCAGGAUUGGAGCGGGAUGUUGUUGCCAUCCGGGAUCGUGUGGGUGCCCUGAAGCAUGAGUCUCAGCAGCUGAUGGAGUCACACCCUGAGCAGAAGGAGGACAUUGGGCAGCGGCAGGCAGAUGUUGAGGAGCUGUGGAAGGGUCUGGAAGAAGCCCUGCAGGACCAGGAGCAAUCCCUGGGUGAAGCUAGCAAGCUGCAAGCCUUCCUGCAGAAUCUGGAUGACUUCCAGGCCUGGUUGUCCAUGGCACAGAAGGCCGUGGCCUCUGAGGACAUGCCUGAAUCACUCCCUGAGGCCGAGCAGCUCCUGCAGCAACAUGCAGCCAUCAAAGAUGAGAUUGAUGGGCACCAACAGAGCUACAAGCAGGUCAAGGCCUCUGGGGAGAAGGUGAUCGAAGGGCAAAAGGAGCCAGAGUUCCAGCUUCUGGGCCAGCGACUGCAGGGCCUGGAUACUGGCUGGGAUGCCCUGUGUCGGAUGUGGGAGAGCCGAGGUCGCUCCCUUGCCCAGUGCCUUGGCUUCCAGGAGUUCCAGAAAGAUGCCAAGCAGGCUGAAGCCAUCCUCAGCAACCAGGAAUACACUCUGGCUCACCUAGAGCCCCCAGAGUCUCUAGAAGCUGCAGAAGCUGGGAUCCGGAAGUUUGAGGAUUUCUUGGUGUCUAUGGAGAACAACCGGGAUAAAGUCUUGAGUCCCGUGGACUCUGGAAACAAGCUGGUAGAUGAGGGAAACCUGUACUCAGACAAGAUCAAGGAAAAGAUGCAGCUGAUCGAAGACAGGCACAGAAAGAAUAAUGAGAAAGCCCAGGAGGCCACAGUUCUUCUGAAAGAUAACUUGGAACUACAAAACUUCCUCCAGAACUGCAAGGAGCUCAUUCUCUGGAUCAAUGACAAGCUGCUGACCUCUCCAGAUGCUUCCUAUGAUGAAACACGCAACCUUCACAACAAAUGGCUGAAGCACCAGGCAUUUGUGGCAGAGCUGGCUUCCCACCAUGGGUGGCUUGAGAACGUAGAUGCAGAAGGAAGGCAGCUGAUGGAGAAGCCCCAAUAUAAGGUCGUGGUAUCCCAGAGGCUGGAAGACUUGCACCGGCUCUGGGAUGAGCUGCAGGCCAACACAGAGAAGAAGACCCUGCAACUUUCAGCUGCCAGGAGCUCUGACCUGCGCUUACAGACCCACGCUGACCUCAACAAAUGGAUCAGUGCCAUGGAGGACCAGCUGCGAUCAGAUGACCUGGGCAAGGACCUGACCAGUGUCAACCGGAUGUUGGCUAAGUUGAAGCGAGUAGAGGACCAAGUGAAUAUGCGGAAGGAGGAGCUGGAGGAGCUGUUUGCCCUGGUGCCCUCACCGGGAGAGGAGACAGGAGAUGCAGACAUGAGCAUUGAGAAGCGGUUCCUGGACCUCCUGGAACCCCUGGGGAGAAGGAAGAAGCAGCUGGAAUUAUCCAAAGCCAAGCUGCAGAUCAGCCGGGACUUAGAGGAUGAGACGCUCUGGGUGGAGGAGCGGCUGCCACUGGCUCAGUCAGCCGACUAUGGCACUAAUCUGCAAACCGUGCAGCUGUUUGUGAAGAAGAACCAGACGCUGCAGAAUGAGAUCCUGGGCCACACACCACGGGUGGAGGAUGUGCUGCAGCGAGGAAAGCAGCUGGUGGUAGCGGCAGAGGUUGACUGCCAGGACAUCGAGGAGCGCCUGGGACAUCUGCAGAGCUCAUGGGACACUCUGCGGGAGGCAGCAGUGGGGCGGCUGCAGCGUCUGCAGGAUGCCCACGAGGCGCAGCAGUACUACCUGGAUGCGGGCGAGGCCCAGGCCUGGAUCAGCGAGCAAGAGCUCUAUGUCUUCUCCGAUGAGUCCCCUAAGGAUGAAGAGAGUGCCAUUGUGAUGCUAAAGCGGCACUCUCGGCAGCAGCGCACGGUGGAAGACUACGGGAGGAACAUCAAGCAGCUGGCUAGCCGCGCCCAGAGCCUACUAUCUGCAGGCCACCCUGAGGGGGAACAGAUAAUCAGACUUCAGGGGCAAGUGGACAAGCAAUAUGCAGGGCUGAAGGACAUGGCUGAAGAGCGUGGGCGCAAGCUGGAGAACACCUAUUACCAGUCCCAGCUGAGGAGGGAGGCUGAUGACUUGGAGCAGUGGAUUACAGAAAAGGAGAUGGUGGCCUCUUCCCAAGAAAUGGGGCAAGACUUUGACCACGUGACUAUGCUCCGAGACAAGUUCCGGGACUUCGCCAGGGAGACUGGAGCAAUUGGGCAGGAGCGGGUGGACAAUGUGAAUGCCUUCAUUGAGCGGCUCAUUGACUUGGGUCACAGCGAGGCAGCCACCAUUGCCGAGUGGAAGGACGGGCUGAAUGACAUGUGGGCUGACCUGCUAGAGCUCAUUGACACACGCAUGCAGCUGCUGGCCGCCUCUUAUGACCUACACCGCUACUUCUACACUGGCACUGAGAUCCUGGGCCUCAUUGAUGAGAAGCACCGUGAGCUGCCAGAGGACGUGGGGCUGGAUGCCAGCACGGCUGAGUCCUUCCACCGGGUGCACACCGCCUUUGAGCGGGAGCUCCACCUGCUGGGCGUGCAGGUACAGCAGUUCCAGGAUGUGGCCACUCGUCUGCAGACAGCAUAUGCUGGGGAAAAGGCCGAUGCAAUCCAGAGCAAGGAGCAGGAGGUGUCUGCUGCCUGGCAGGCGCUGCUUGAUGCUUGUGCUGGACGCCGGGCCCAGCUAGUGGACACGGCAGACAAGUUCCGCUUCUUCAGCAUGGCCCGUGACCUUCUCUCCUGGAUGGAGAGCAUCAUCCGGCAGAUUGAGACCCAGGAGAGGCCCAGGGAUGUCUCCUCUGUGGAACUGCUCUUGAAGUAUCACCAGGGCAUCAAGGCAGAGAUCAACACCCGGGGCAAGAACUUCAGCACCUGCCUGGAACUUGGGGAGUCCCUGUUGCAGAGGCAACACCAGGCCUCGAGGAGAUCCGGGAGAAACUGCAGCAGGUGGUGUCUAGGCGACAGGAGAUGAAUGAUAAGUGGGAGGCCCGCUCUGAUCGGCUCAACAUGUUGCUGGAGGUGUGCCAGUUCUCGAGGGAUGCCUCUGUGGCCGAAGCAUGGCUGAUUGCCCAGGAACCCUACCUGGCAAGCCGGGACUUUGGACACACAGUGGACAGCGUGGAGAAGCUGAUCAAAAGGCAUGAGGCUUUUGAAAAGUCCACAGCCAGCUGGGCAGAGCGCUUUGCUGCCCUGGAGAAACCCACCACACUUGAGCUUAAAGAGCGCCAGAUCCCUGAGAGACCUGCAGAGGAGCCUGGGCCUCAAGAGGAAGAAGGCGAGACGGCAGGAGAGGCUCCCCAAGGCCACCGUGCAGCCACUGAGAGAACAUCCCCGGGGGAAGAAGGGGGGCCAUGGCCUCAGGACCUGCAACCGCCACCCCUUCUGGGACAGCAUGAGGAUGUGCAGGAAGAGAAAUCAGGUGUGGAUGAGAGGCCUGCCACAGAGCCCCUCUUUAAGGUCCUGGACACACCUCUGAGUGAGGGUGACGAGCCCACAAUGCUGCCAACCAAGAGGGACCUUGGGCACAGCGUGCAGAUGGAGGGCUACCUGGGCCGCAAGCAUGACCUGGAGGGACCCAACAAGAAGGCAUCCAACAGGUCCUGGAACAACCUGUACUGUGUGCUCAGGAAUAGCGAGUUGACCUUCUACAAGGAUGCCAAGAACCUGGCCCUGGGGGUGCCUUACCACGGCGAGGAGCCCCUGGCCCUGAGACAUGCCGUCUGUGAGAUUGCUGCCAACUACAAGAAGAAGAAACACGUCUUUAAGCUGAGGCUGAGUAAUGGCAGCGAGUGGCUCUUCCAUGGCAAAGAUGAGGAGGAGAUGCUGUCCUGGCUGCAGGGCAUGAGCACCGCCAUCAACGACUCCCAGAGUAUCCGCGUCAAGGCGCAGAGCCUGCCCCUGCCCUCCCUCUCUGGCCCUGACGCCAGCCUGGGCAAGAAGGACAAGGAGAAGAGAUUCAGCUUCUUCCCUAAAAAGAAGUAGCAGCUGGUGGCCCCUGUGGGUGGGGCCGGCUAGGCAGGUACAGUGGUGAAUAAGGACAUGCAGGGACCAGAAGCCUGUGGCCUUGACCUCCACAGCAGCUGGUCCUCCUCCCACUUGCCACCUGCUGCCGUCACCUGCCUGCUCAAGUCACUGGGCCAACCCGGGGGCCCCACGCUGCACUGCAAUAGCUGCCUUUGCCAGGCUCGGCUCCCCGCCGCCUGCCAACAUGCCCUCCUCAUGCCUGCCACACAGCCAGCUUGGCUCCAAGGAAAGGGGCCCCCAGAUCCUCUGGGGCUGGAAAUGGUUCUCUGAGGCGCACAUCCUCAUCUCCCUGCCCCCAUAAAAGCUGGAGGCUGAUGGGGUUCCUCAAAUGCUGCCCACUCACACAAGUCUUGCUUGAGGUCACCACCCAUUUGGUCAUGGCCAGAGAAAGGGAGAGGGAAGAGGGACACUGGCAAUGCCUGAUCUGCCUCUUUGAAACAGGAGGAAGGAGUCUUCAGGUAGGCUGCCAAGCCCCAGCUCCAGGCAAAGGGCUGCUAGGGGACUGCAGGGACAAAAAGAGAUGCAGGACCUUGGGUACCACCAGCCCUCUUCCCACUGAGCUUCCUCAGAACUGGGACUCUGUUCUCAGGGCCAGCAUGUCUCUUCUUCUCCUUGCACCAGGCCAAAAAAAAAAAAAAAAAAAAAAAAAAAAAAAAAAAAGAGCCCCAGUUUGGUGAGUCCUGUCCAAAGGAGUCUCCUGCUGCCUCUGUGGAGUAGGGCGGACCAGCAGCAGUGGAAUCAUUCCUCUUGGAAAACCUUGGUUAGAGUUUAAGCCUUGGGGCUGACACAAGGAGGAACAGACAAGUCAGACACUACCUAAGGCUCUGCCCCUCCAUGCUGGGGCCCUGCCCCCACUCCCAGGGCAGCCAAAGCAGCAAUAUCUGGUAAAUAUCUGGUAGAUGUCAGGCCCCGAGGGAGCGAGCAGGUCUCAGAUACCAGCUGGGUACCCCAGCGGCUGGAGUAAAGCAUCCAAAGCCAAUGCCCACUGUGACCUGCCUGUUACUGACUGGACACAGUUUAUCACCUUGGGUGGCAGAUGUGGCCAAGCCUAGGUGUAACCACCAUGUAAGGCUAAGGCAACUACCCCUUGACUGCUGGGACAAAUGCUGUGAAGGUGUGGCCUCUUGAUCAGCUUCUCCGGAGGCCUGGUCUUGAGCUUGAGGGACUCACAUAGAUACAGCAACCAUGAAACAUUUAACCUUCCUUCUCCAAGCACCAAAAGGGGCUCUGCAGCCUCUGUCCCCAAGGAGAGCCUUCCUAUUCUUCUGGAUGGGAGAGGCCACUACUGGUCCCACAGCACUUGCCCCACCUCUCCACUCCAAAAGCAAUACGGUUCCAGCCCAGAUUCUUCACUGGGGUUAGUUCCAAAAGAGGGGUCAAGUUGGGGGCAGCAGGCACUGUCCCGGAAGAAGACCAUCAAGGCCCCCCAGGGCCUGCAGCCUGUUUCUGUUGCCUUUCCCAUAGGAAGGAGCUUUGGCUGUGUGUGGGCAAAGCUGGGGAGGCUCAAGGAGGAGCCACAGGGUAAGCAGCGAGUUCCAAGGCCUUCCCAGCAUCCCUCAGUGCUGACCAGGGCGGACACUCAAACAGUUCCACCCUGUGGUGCCCACACUUGUUGGCAAGAGGCCAAUUCCUGCAGUCAGGAACCACAGGAGGGAAGAGAUUAUUCAUUUUAGCCUGAGAUCCCAGAUCAGGUGUCCUGCCUCCAUAGCCAGGGUCUUUUGGCCUCAACAAGACCCUAUAGCCUUCUGCUUCCACAGGGAACCUAGAGAGUCCCCUCCACCAGCUUGUUCUAUAACUGGGAGACAGCAGCUAAUUGCUGAAGGGUAGAGAUGGCAAGAAGCUUCUUUGGGUGUCUCCCUGGGCCAGUCAUUGGAGGGGCCAAGUUUCCACCCUCCCCCUCCACAUGUGCUCAAGUAGCACCUGAAGUGAUGAAUUUCCAGCAAGGAAUUCAGAGCCAAGACAGAAAAGGCUCCCCUUGAAGAGCUAGGAUUUCUCCACCCCAGGUCCCAGGAUUGGGCAAGGGCAGCCAGCUGCAUGUGAUCCACCAUUACCGCCAGCUCCCCAAGCAUUUUGCCCUUGCCACCCAGGCCCCAAGACACUCUCAACUGGGCUAACUCUGCAGGCUUUGGGAGGUCCUGUGCCAUUCUAGGGCUAGGCUCUCCUGCUGCCCUGGCAAGGUUUAUUUAACUCCCUACAUUUUCUACUCUGCAGUCUUUUCCUUGACAAUAUUCCCAAACUGGGUUAACACAGCUCCAGUCCACACCAGCAUAACAGGCUUCCUCCCCAGGGCAGUUAGAGGAAGCUCCUUUUGGGCAUGGUCAGGCAGUCCUUCUUCCCUCUCCCUGUAGUCCCCAGCCUUAGCUGACUCUGGCUGAGGGAGGAAUGGAGGGCCCUGGAGCCCCCCCACCAUACCUCCACUAGCAUCUGUAACAGAAGGCCUGUGUAGGCUCAGCUUCCCCUUCCCUCCACUCCUCCUUUCUGCCUGUCAGAGGGCAACAGUUCCCCUUGGCUGGACCUGGAUCCCCUUCCUCCUUUAGUGGGAGGGGGCAGAGAUCCAGAGGAGGAAGAGGCCAGUGGGCCACAUGGCUUGGUUCCUUGAACAAGCAAGCUCAGGGAGAACACUAGAGGAGAGGUGGCUGAGGAGGAAUGCAACCCCAUUGGGCCUAGACCAUGCCAUCGGGGGGGGGGGUGCUGACCCUGGAGCCCGACUGGGCCUUGUCCACCUGCUCAAACGUGCUUCCACCAACCAGAGGAAACCCAUUUACUAGUUUUUCUAAUAAAUCAAUAAUGCUCCAUAUUUGUUU